This is a messenger RNA of Orbicella faveolata, 7062 nucleotides long. Its product is annotated as A disintegrin and metalloproteinase with thrombospondin motifs 16-like. Gene Ontology annotation, molecular function: metalloendopeptidase activity. The record is from RefSeq and is a predicted model, not a curated record. NCBI's taxonomy places the organism in Eukaryota, Metazoa, Cnidaria, Anthozoa, Scleractinia, Merulinidae. Gene Ontology annotation, biological process: extracellular matrix organization; proteolysis. Gene Ontology annotation, cellular component: extracellular matrix.
UCUUUCGUUUAUUAUUUCCUGAAAUUUCCAAAGGCUGAGCUCUUUGCGUAUGUUGCAGGUUCAGAAAAGUAAGAGAACAACUAGUUCUCAGACUUUUAUGUACGCCAUUCAGACUGCGCGACAAAGCUCAAGAGUUAAGAACGUCGAUACAAGCUCUUGCUUUAUACUUCCUCGGUGUUUUACUGCCAACUCAAAAAGCUGUUGAAAUAUGUGACAGUGAGUCUGGGUAAUUCAUUUGUUUUUGGACUUCUAUACUCGGAAAACACUCAAUAUUACCUUGCAUCUCGCUUUUUUACAUUUGCCCCUGAGCUAUAAUUAACAAAAAGUUAGUGGACCGUGACAUGUUGUCAAAGGCACAAAACAGAUGCAUGCAACAGUCACUCGACAUCACGCAGUCUUGCAGUCACCAGAGACUCCGUCUUAGCAGCGAUAGGAAGGAACCCUCAGCCGGGAACUAAGUAACUGAGGAGCUGAGUUAAUUUACACUAGCUACGUGUGCCUGCUUUGUUUUGGGUGUGAUUUGAUUUGAUGUUAUUUACAUAGACAGACCCCCGAAUUGUUAGUAGGUGCGCAUAAUUAAACUCAAAACAAAUCCACAGCCCUGUACUAUUAUUUUACUAAUUUAGUUUACCCCUGGAUGGGUUUUAAUAGUUGAGAACUGUCAGAACUGGUGACCGUCAGAGGAGAAGUGGCGUCAUUUUCAUUGAAAGCUGAGAUCCGAGAUCUGCAACAUUCACUGAUAGCUGAAAAACUGUUGAAAUCUUAACUGAUGAUACUUAAGAAAUGGCCAAGAACUUAACUGAUAAUUGAGAUUACAUCAACCCUAUUCAGACCCUCUAUCUCUCUCCAAACAUAUACAGGAGCAUCCUCUGUCGGUAGAACUACGAAAUUUACGAGGAUUUGUUUUAAAGUAACGUUUGAUUGAUUCGGACAAUUUAUUUCUUCUUAGUACCUUUCUAAAAUGAAACAUUCAGCAUCUUUUACUUAGCGACAUUGCUCGUGCACGCUUUGGGAAUUUGCGAAAUGUAUCCUUCAGGACGUAACACGUUUGAUCGCAUCGUAAGUUUCAAGUCAAGCAUUGAAACGUAUCCACUUAGCUGUCAACAAUUCGUGCCUCGAAAAAUUGAUACAAAAACGACAGACUUUUAUAAGAUUCUCUGAAUUGAGAGACACAAUAAAUUAUGCUAAGCAAUUAUUCAAAUAAGAAAUCCUGUUUGAGUUUUGUUACCAAGCUGGCAUCAAAUUCAUUGACAAAUUCAUCCAGGUCGAAAUCGGUCUUUUUUUCCACUCUCCCAAACACAGUAACGUUUUUAUUAUUACUAUUUUUCAAUGGGAAACUCUUAUAUUGAGGGUUUAUACCAUUCAGCUUGCUCUUACACCUUACGCAGGAUCAGCGGAGGCAAACGCCAUUAAGACAGCAUUUCGAGGCUGUCUCUGAUCUUCACCAUGGUACGCAAGCAGAUCAAUCGCAGAUGUUUAAACCAGACAACCACGUGGCUUCCAGUAAAAACAUGCAUGCAUUUUCAUUUCAAACAAUCACCCACGUUAGUUAUUCUGCGCUUUGGUCUCAAAUCGGAAAUAAAUGACUAAGCUCCUGGUAAUCAGAUAUCGAAUCAGACUGUCCAUGGCACAUGUACUAUAAUUUUAUAGUAUACACUUAAUUAAAUACUGAUCCCUUGGGAAACGCUUAUGUCUCUCUCGCUUUGGUUUCGGAAAACCGUGAUCGAGAGUUCGGAGGAGAAAAAAACUAAUCAUUUCCCAAGGGACCAGUAAUUAAGUGUUAUCCCAUUUUGAGUAGUCGUCAGAGAUAAGACUAUGAAUUUUUAACUACGUACUUUGAGUGUAAUUUCCAUAUUUAUACUGAAGCUAGCAGAUAUUUUUUUAUAGUUUGUUAAUUAUGAAACACUCGAGGCCAUCUAGUUGUGAUCUUGGUAAAGUAUAUUUUGAGUGCUUUUCGGUUUUGUGAUCGGUGUAAAUUUCAUUUUGUGAAAUGUAUUGAAGUGGUCUCAUUACUAUUAAUUUUAUAUCUGCUUUGGAAUUUCUCGGUUUUACUCAGUAAAAUACACAUAAGUAGUCUUUUAGUAAUUAUAAUUCCAUUUUGAAAAGAGUUUUCUUUGUACAUGUGCACAAAUACGAUGUCCAAUCGCGCGAAAUCAAACUUGUGUUUUAUUAGAAAUAAUCCGGUUGUAUCUUCGUUGAAACGAAUUAAAGGUGUCAAAAUGGAAAAUCUUGAAAAAGCAGUCAUGUUUGAAAUUCAAAAAAAGUUAAUUAUGUUUGAAAACAGAAACGUUUUUGGAGACAAAAUAAACCACAGAAUUGGUUCUAUACAUUACAUGCCCUGUAUGAUUUGAAAAUAUCAUCUCUGGGACGUACUUGUUGAAUUUCCGUUUUCGGCGGAACGGUUGGUUCUUGUUCCGUGUAUAAAUGCUAGGCGCUGUAAAGGUGGGUGUUUGUCAAUCAUUAUUGUCCACCAAAAUGUUUAUCAUACGAGCCGAGUGUUACCAGUAGGUGAUAUUAUAUUUCCUGUCACUGAACUAUAAGAUUUCACCACUGGCCAACUGACUGUUUCGCACGGUUUCUUUUAACACAUCUGUCUUUUCCCUCCGUUUCCCAUAUAUAUUUAGCUGUACGUUUUAUUGUUUCUGCGACGUGUAUUUGCCUGCUAUUGAGGGCUUGACAAAAAUACGUGGUAACAGGCUAAGAUUUUCACGGAGUAAGCAAAUAAAUGGCUUAGAAAAACAAAGAUCUUUGCCGGGAUACGUUGCGGAAUAGAGGAUACAGCUCGGUGCACGCAUGAAUGGGAUUAACCCACUUGAUUGCCAACGUACUAGCACUCGUUAAAAGACAACAAAAUUGAUAUCUCGCCCUGUGACUCGGCAACAAUUAGCAACUCAGCAGGUAAAAAUGGACUUCUUUGGAACGCGCUAAAACUUCUUUGUACUAAUUAAACUUUGCCUUUGACUCUACACACUCAUUCAUUCUAGAAACUGCAAAAAUGGAAUCGCAGAUAAAUAAGGAAAGAUAAAUAAGAAAAACACGUUUCCUAUUGAUUAUAUAUUGCUAAGUUAAACAGGUGUCGAUUUUUAUUGAUUUCUAAGUAAAAAAGGAAUUAACUUUACAUCUAAGAAAGCAUAUUCUCAUUAGUGGACUCAGAGUUUAAAGUUCCAAUUUAGCUUUUUUUUCUUUUUUUUAGUUUAUUCUAACAUUAUUUGGAAACGAAUGAAUAGGUUGAAUAAAAGUUUCUUUGAAAUAGUAUGAUAUCCAUUCUCCUCAUGAAUAGAUUGUUAAAUUAGUUUAUUUGCUAACUACGGCACUUAUUCUUUUCAAAGUCAAAUUCGCAUUGUAUCUUGUCAAUUCUAUUGUGCAAGUAUUCCGGCCAGAUCUUUGAGCCCUUUGCAUCAUUUUAUAUCUGCACUGAACAUUACAGACUCAGGAGUCAGUGACUUCAGCUGGCCUGCUCCUGUGCAAAUUCACAGGUACUUUCUUUUUCUAAUUCUUUCCCUUAUUAGAGUCCCAUUAGAUGCCACAGUUAAUUGCCUCGGAUCAAUACAAAGCUGAUGCGUUAAUGCUUCAUGCAAAAAAUGUACAGAAUGCUUUAUCCACUGUGUAUCUGGUCCGUCCUCAUUGUGCUGCAUGUUCUGAAAUACACAUAUACAGAUGCUGUGUUAGGAAGGGAAUCCAAAAAGAAUCUACACCAACACAUGACUAAGAGAGAAAUAGAGUAUUACUUUGGUGUUAAGGAUCCUUCUGAAAUUCCCGAUUAUGAAGUAAGAGCUCCACAGCAAACAGAGGCGAAUGGAAGGGCUGUGUCUCGCUUUCGCCGCAGACGGAGUAUUGACCAUCCAGAUGUUUUGCACUAUAAGCUGCAUGCAUUCGGCUCCAAACUCCAGCUAAGAUUAAAGCGAAAUCUAAAUCUCAUGUCACCAAAUUUAGUCAUUGAAAGGCAUCAUAGAGGGGGUAUGGUAACGACUCAUCCCGCACCUAGGAACAAAUACUACUUAGGAAAAGUGUCAUCUGACCCAGACUCUUUGGUGGCUUUGAGAAGCGACAGAAUCCUGUCAGGUAUGAUAAGGACGUCACGUGACUUAUUUUUUGUACAACCUCUACCUGCACACUUGGCUAAGCGCGUGAGAAGAAGUACUGACUCCUCACCGCAUCUGAUUUAUAAACUAUCACCUGGAAAUCCUGAGGCAUCAGGCUGUCAAACGAAGACGUCAGGUAACGAUCGCUUAAAGAGAUCUACACAUGAAAGGACAACUCGCGAAACCAGCAGUAGUAGCUAUAAAUAUUUGGAAGCAGCAUUAAUUGUCCCCAAAAGCUACGAAGAAAAGUAUGGUUCAAAUAAAUUCCAAACCAUUCUUCUUGUUAUUGCUAACAUGGUUGCCGGUAUGUUUCAAGAUCCUUCCAUAGGAGACAUAAAGGUUUAUUACGUUGUCACCAAGAUCAUUGUUCUCAAUUCAACAGAUGAACAGGCCGGUUUCAAAGCCAGUGACAGUGACAGCCAGAAACUGAAAAAAAUGAUGAGAUGGACAUUUCCUGCAGUAAACAAGGCUGAUAAUGACCCGGAGCAUUAUGACGUGUUUAGCUAUGUGUCAAAUAAAAUACCUGUCGGAGGUCUCGCUCCUAUCAACAGCAUGUGCUCCAAGUCCCGUUCAAAUGGUAACGUUCAAGCUGAUCUUGGUCUUCAAACUGCACUGCACGUCGCACACGAGACGGGUCACAACUUCAAGUUAGCUCAUGACAAAGAUGUGGGGUGCAAUUCAAAUGCAUAUAUUAUGGCUGCCUCUUUGCCGGGGGGUGUUUAUGCUGCCACGUGGUCAAACUGUUCCCGAAAUGUCCUACAAGAUUUUCUGAAAAACGAGGCACGGUCCUGGUGUUUAAAUGACCCACCAACUGCUGCUCCACUUCCGGCUCUCCCCCCUCAGUACCAAGGAAAACUCCCUGGGGAAAUAUUCAGCGGAGACGAUCAAUGUGUCAUGCAGUAUGGCACUGGGUGGAGAAUGUCGCCAUAUCAAGCGGGUGUUUGUGGUACGUUGUACUGCUUCAAAGAUGGCACUCAGCUGAGCUAUACCGCACCAGUAGCGGACGGGAGUCCAUGUGGAGUCCGUUCGUGGUGCAUAGGCGGAGAGUGUGGGGACAAUGGUCGACCGAGAAUCCAUGGAAAAUGGAGCGCGUGGCCGUCAGUUUACUCGUCAUGUACCAGGAAUUGUGGUGGAGGAGUGCAGUACAGAACGAGAGUUUGUAGAAAUCCUGUCCCAUCUAACGGAGGGUCUCCAUGCAAGGGAACAGACAAAGAGUGGAGAAUUUGUAACUCUCAGGCGUGUCCGAAAGAUAUAUCCAAAACCUUUAGACAAGAACAAUGCUCCCAGAGGAACAGCCCAGCUCCCUAUUAUCAGAAGUCAAGUCCCUGUGCCCUCUGGUGUAUAUCUGGGAGGACUGCUAUUGGUUACGGUAUUGUCAAAGACGGAACACGAUGUACAUUGAAUGAGUCUCCGACCAACUUAGAUGUGUGCAUUCAAGGCAGUUGUCAGCCUGUAGGCUGCGACCACGUGCUUAAAUCCAAUACAAUGAUUGAUCGAUGUGGAAAGUGUGGUGGGGAUGGAGACACUUGCUUCAUCGUUUCUUCUAAUUACACUACUUCUCAUAAAGUGAAAGGUGCUGAUAAAGCAGACCUAAUGGUCAGACUUCCAGUGGGUUCUUAUAGUGUCCAUUUCCUGAUGAGGAAAUCAUCCAAUAAUUACAUUGGGGUUCAAACAGACAACGGGACACAUUUAGUGGGCGGUGCAAAAAGCUCAAAAGUUCAAACAGUGAUUGCUGCUAACACAACUAUACAAUACACUCGUAAGAAAGGCAAAUAUAAAGAUGAGCUGCAGAUUCCAGGUCCUACAGAUGCGUUCCUAAGAGUUGUUUAUGUUUACGUCAAAGGAGAGAAUCCGGGAGUGGAUUACGACUAUAUAAGACCCGUUAAACCUAAGGAAACCCCGCCUGAGAGAAACUUUGAAUGGACGCUGACUGAUUGGACUGGCUGCUCAGCAACUUGUGGCAAGGGAUUCCGUACGCGCUCAGCUAGAUGUAUUAGAUCUGACGACAAAACUCCCGCCAGUAAUAGAGCAUGUGGAAGAGAACCAAGCACCAGAGAGGAAUGUAAAAUAAAGGACUGCCCCUCUGCCUGGCACGUCACUCCUUGGACAGACUGCUCCAGAUCAUGCGGGCGCGGUCUACAGACACGUAAGGUUAUCUGCCGCAUGAAGAUUAGCGCAAAUGACUACGGAACAAGCACCAACUGUUCUGCCGAUACAAAACCCAACAUCAGUUUAAAAACGAAGUAUUGUAACAGCAUCGCUUGCGAUUCUGAUUGGGAUACAGAAGAAGGAUUCAUUAGGGGCCAAUGUGGAGAGCCAUUCAAACCAGAUGAACUGAAAUGUUAUCAUAUGGAUCAGUUUGGCGAUAGGGCUCUGAUCCCAGAUAUUGUUUGCCGCUAUAGAGAAAAACCAGUCCGCCUGCCUUGUACCACACUCCCACCUCCUACUACAACAAGUCCCCCGGAUGACAAAACCGAUACCACCAAGAAACCGACAAAGAAAAGUCAAUCAAUUCGCACGCAAAGCGCAAUGGUUGUUGCCUUCCUUAUUCCUGUGCUACAGGUCUUACUAGACUAUUUUAUCUUUUCAUAAGAAAGGUCCGCUGUUGCUGGGGAUCACGUGAACUCCCCCCCCCCCCCAACCUCCCAAGAGACAGUCAUGAGAGACUUAAGAACGGAAGGAAUGUUAAUUAAUGUCUAACAGGGCAGGUCACGUGAUUUCCAGCUGCGAACUAAUUAAUGUCCACAGCAGCAUGUCAGUGCAUAGAUUAAACCUCGCACUAUAAAAAAAACGAUAACAAAGUGCGAACCACUGACAAUAGCGAUUAAUUUUUGUAAUUAGUAAACUGUAAUUGGAUAGUUAGAUUUUCUGGUCAUAUAACGCGUACUGUGAUUGGAUGACUGUUAGGUAUGAGCCUAUGUUAUCACAGCGGUAAUAUUUGGGAGCGUGCGCAAUCCCGAAGGAAUUGUCGAAAAAAAAA